CGCCGUUAUAGACAAUAACUUCGAUCCUACACCAAAAAGUUUCGAUUUCUUUCCAGUCUCCCCCUUCCGUUAUUUCCGCUGCGCCUUUUGCCACAAUAAAGGCAUAUUCAUCAUAUUCCAAGAAACCCAUACCAUAUACUUCAAUAAAGAUUUUACCAAAUUAUUCAUCAAUGGCAGCAGCUAAUCCUUCUUCUUCAUCCUCAUCUUCUCCGCAUCCACUUCACCCUUGUCUCAGUAACCCUCAACGCCUCCAUCGUCCAUGUUUGUUCAAACCCUUUGGGUCCCAUGAUCGUAAAUUGCGAUCUGUUCGAUGUCAAAUCCCCAAAUUUGAACCGAAAAGAUCGGCGGUGAAUUCUGAUGUUACCGAAGCCACAUCUUCUUCCUCUUCGAGCAUCGAUUUCCUCACCUUGUGCCAUAGCCUUAAGACCACAAAAAGGAAGGGAUGGAUCAAUCAUGGAAUCAAGGGUCCUGAAUCCAUUGCUGAUCAUAUGUAUCGAAUGGCAUUAAUGGCUUUAAUUGCUGGCGAUCUUCCUGGUAUCAACAGGGAAAGGUGUAUCAAGAUUGCAAUUGUGCAUGACAUUGCAGAAGCGAUUGUGGGAGAUAUAACACCUUCUGAUGGUGUACCUAAGGUGGAAAAGAGUAGACUUGAGCAAGCAGCUUUAAAUGAAAUGUGCAAUGUUCUUGGUGGUGGAAUGAGGGCUGAAGAAAUUCAAGAACUCUGGAGAGAAUAUGAGGAUAAUGCUUCCCUCGAGGCAAAUCUUGUGAAAGAUUUUGACAAAGUUGAAAUGAUUCUGCAAGCACUGGAAUAUGAAACAGAACACGAUAGAGUUUUAGAUGAGUUUUUCCUCUCGACAGCUGGGAAGUUUCAAACUGAAAUUGGUAAGAGUUGGGCUGCUGAAAUCAUUGCUAGGAGAAAUUCAAGAUUGGCGAAGAAACUAAACUGAUGAGAUUUCAUCUAUUUUUUUCAUUGUAUUUUUCCUUUGAAGCUAAAUCGUGAUACUUUGGUUUAUUCUGUUUGGCAUC
Lactuca virosa is the source of this 1023-nucleotide messenger RNA. The record is from the annotation of a GenBank genome assembly. Lineage: Eukaryota; Viridiplantae; Streptophyta; Magnoliopsida; Asterales; Asteraceae.